Molecule: messenger RNA, 1583 nt
Organism: Colletotrichum godetiae
Lineage: Eukaryota; Fungi; Ascomycota; Sordariomycetes; Glomerellales; Glomerellaceae
Product: C-4 sterol methyl oxidase
Exons: 3
Coding region: 369-1151 (260 amino acids)
Biological process (GO): ergosterol biosynthetic process
Cellular component (GO): endoplasmic reticulum membrane
Molecular function (GO): iron ion binding; C-4 methylsterol oxidase activity
Source: RefSeq, a predicted model, not a curated record
AGUUGCGACUGUCUUUUCUUUCCAUCACAGCUUCCUCUUCGCCAACUUUGGCUUUUUUCCCAUACACAUCUGUAAUUCCUCACUUGUUGAAGCCCCGAAGUCGCAAACUUGCGCUCCCCGCCAUCAUGGCCGCUUUCAUGUGAGUUUUGCCCCGUUUCUCUCCCCGAUCCACGGCGCCCCCUUUAGUCCCUCGAGCACGAUCUUGAAGCAAACAGUCACUGACCUGGUUUGUGCGAAACAGCAACUCGACCGUCAUCAACACCGCCUUCAACCACACACAACCGUACUUUAGUGUUCUCGAGGAGGUCUCCAAGUACAAUGUCCAGCUCAACUACUUUGAGCGCCUCUGGGCCGCUUGGUAUCUCUGGAUGCAAAACGACACCCUCGCUACCGGCAUCAUGAGCUUCGUCAUGCACGAGACCGUUUAUUUUGGCCGCAGUUUGCCCUUUAUCAUCUUCGACCUCAUCCCCUGGUUCCACAAGUACAAGAUCCAGCCUCAAAAAAUGCCGACACUAAAGGAGCAAUGGGACUGCGCCAUGGUCGUCCUCAUCAGCCAUUUCACCGUCGAACUUCCCCAGAUCUGGCUCUUCCACCCCCUCGCCACGUGGUGCGGCAUGGAGUACAACGUCCCCUUCCCGCCUCUCUGGAAGAUGGCUAUGCAAAUCUCCAUCUUCUUCGUCAUGGAGGAUACCUGGCACUACUGGUUCCACCGCGCCCUGCACUACGGCCCUCUCUACAAGGCGAUCCACAAGCUUCACCACUACUACUCUGCGCCUUUCGGUCUCGCCGCCGAAUACGCCUCACCGAUCGAAGUCAUGCUCCUCGGCAUCGGUAUCGUCGGCUCGCCCAUCUUCUGGGUCACCCUCACCGGCGACCUCCACCUCCUCACCAUGUACGCCUGGAUCGUCCUCCGCCUCUUCCAGGCCAUCGACGCCCACAGCGGCUACGACUUCCCCUGGAGCUUGCGCCACUUCUUGCCCUUCUGGGCCGGUGCCGACCACCACGAUCUCCACCACGAGAAGUUCAUCGGCAAUUACGCCUCCAGCUUCCGCUGGUGGGACUACUGCCUCGACACCGAGGCCGGCCUCGAGGCCCACAAGAAGCGCCGCGAGAAGAAGAUCCAGGCCAUCAAGGCGCAAAAGUCUCAGUAAACGCAUUGUUGCUGCGGCUGUAACGUCUUUUGCAGCAUGAACAACGCAUGUCGCCAAGCACCGGGCCUUGUGUGCGCACCCUAAAAGAGAGGAUGGAUGCGCUCACAAAUGGUGGUUGAGGGCGUUGCUGGACACACCGGCUGGGAGUGUCUCAUGAUACGAUGUAUAGAACGCGGCAGGAAAGGAAAACCGCAAGGAAAGCGACACGACACGGACCUCGACAACCGAGGCCAUUCAUCAAAGUCACGUAAUUAUCAUUGGAGCGGCGUUUGAAAGAGGUAUUGACGGUUGUGCGAAAAAAGAUGAACCACUUAUACGAAUUCUGUCGUAUAUAUUGGGAAGGCCGCCCAUAAAACUGGCAUUGUAGUAGAUUACUUAAUCAUGGCACAACAUUCGUUCUUCUAAUAGUCCACGUUACGUAUUUGGUAUAUU